GUUUUUUAAUGUUUCUUUAUAUCAUUUCAUCGGUGUAGUGUUUUUUUUUGUUUUUUUUUUGCUUAAUUAGAUUUAGCACGAGCAGUCGAGUAGUUUACCAAACUCUGUUGGUUUCAGUAAAUCGAGUAAACAUCUUGCGGUCAAUUUGCACGCUACAAACUACUUUAUUUAACGACAUGAAAUUAUCACGAUGCCCUCCCUAGUUGACGGGUUGAUGUACCUAAUCAAAAAUAGAAUUACAUCUAAUAAAUUAAAUUACAAAUAAUAAUUUUCACAGUUUAUUUUUAGCAGUUUAUUCGCAAUUGGUAGAGUUUGAGUUGUAUAUAUUUGAAAUUUUAUGAACUCAUCACUGUAGGUACCUAUCGAGUUUUAACGAUGCAAACAGUGUGAAAUAAUAUACCUAAUAGGUACCUAUUUAUUUUAUAUUUCUUUUUAAAAUGAAAAUUAAAAGUUUAUUUUUUACGAUCGUUUGUUCGGUUUCAUCGUGCAUGUGUGAUGUAUUGGAAUCACAUAAAGUGAAUUGUUCCGACGAAAAACAACUGAAUAUAACUUACGAAGAAUAUCGAAACGAAUCUUCCAGAUUAUUUUCGUAUUAUGUCGAACGUACUUUGAAUGAAAAUGUUAAGGGAAAUUUAAUGGAAGCGGCUCAUAAUUCUAGCGAUAAGUUAUUAGAAGUUGAUGAUAUUUUACCGGAGGAUAAAAGUCAUUAUUUGAGAAGAAGACCUCCGACAAUUUGUGGUCGACCGGCUAUCGUUACUUAUCAAUUGACUGUUAUAUCUUUGGAUACCAUAAAUGAAGCUGCGAUGACAUACAGUCUCGACGCUUAUUUAACUGUGGCGUGGAUAGAUCAUAGACUCCGUUUACCAAAUUCAUCUCGCGAUUAUUUGAUUUUAGACCCUAGUUGGUUGAAAGACGUUUGGCAACCUGAUACAGUUUUUAAAAAUGCUAGAGAAGUAGUAUUUCACGAACGAAUUAUACCAAAUCAUUAUUUAUGGAUGUUACCGAAUAAAGCAUUAGUUUACGUAGCCAAGCUAACGUUAAGUCUUACAUGUUCGAUGGAUUUUUCAUACUAUCCUCACGAUACACAAGAAUGUGAUAUGAGAAUGGAAAGUCUGAUGUACACAACAAAAGAAUUAGUGCUCGGAUGGGAUGCAAAAAUUCCAAUUACGUUCCUUACAAAGAAUAGUAAAAUUGUGACGCCUCAAUUUCGUUCGGUACACAAUGAAACGCAAAUCUGUACAAUUCCUUACCUAACUGGUUCUUAUUCAUGUAUUAGAGCUGUGUUUUAUCUGCGUCGAAGUUUAGGUUACCAUUUAAUACACACCUACUUUCCAUCGGGUUUAAUUGUAGUGUUAUCUUGGGUAACUUUUUGGAUCAAAAUCAAAGACAUAAUGCCUAGAAUUGGUUUAGGAGUAACAACAUUACUGACAAUGGCUACUUUGAGCUCUCAAUCGCAAGCAUCUUUGCCGCCAGUAUCUUACAGGAAGGCAAUAGAUAUCUGGAUGACAAUCUGUGCAAUUUUCGUAUUUUCUUCUAUAAUUGAAUUUGCAAUCGUUAAUUAUAUAGUAAGUCGAUUUCCAGAUGACGAAAGUAUUCUAACAUCUGAACCGAAGAACCCGAAGACAUGUAAAGAAAAACUUCGUGCUUAUUUCAGCCACAGACAGAUAUAUAUUAUGGCUCACAACGUUGACAAAGUUUGCAGAUUGCUUUUUCCAGCUUUAUUCUUAGCAUUGAAUAUUUGGUACUGGAGCACAUAUUUACAAGAAGAUGAAAUAAAUGGAAACAAAGUACCGGACGAUGAAAUUUAAUUCAACAGACGUAUCAGCACUUCGUUUUAAAUAAUCAAUGUUUUACAUUUUUUAAAGUGAAACAAAUAGGUCCUUUAAUUAGAGCGAUCAAAAUUGUGCAUUAUCAUUAUUCAACCUAAUAAUAGAUAUAUUAUCAAGAUACAAUUUUAUGAAGUCGAGCAUUUCUUCCACAUAUUGUAUAUUGUCUCGAACCUAACGAGAAAGACCCAGAGAAAAUAGCAUAAUGUAAGUAAUGGUGAAAUGAUGACGUAUUUUUCAAGCUGAAACCUGCAAAUUAUAGGUAUUCUUUAAAGACUUGAACUUCCAAUAUUUCCCCUUUUAGACGUUAUUCUGAUUACAUCACUGUACUUUUAUUCUAUGUUCUUUCUCCACGAUAUUCUACGAUAAUCCACCUAGCUAUUAAGUAUCAAAUAUUUAUUUAGUUCUUCGGAUUCAUCUCUUAAUUAAAAUGACUCCAGUCUAAUAAUGUGAAUGGUUUCACUUCAUUGACACAACGCAGAACAUAUUUUCUAUUUUUAUUACAAAUGUUCGUACAAAAAAACUAGAUUGAAAAAAGUGUAUAAACUAACAAUUAAAAGUGUAUAAAACGUAAGUAUAUAAUGUAUGUUCACAGCAGAUAAUAAAUAAAAUAACGUAUCGAAUUUUCAAAAUUUAAGAUGUUGCACUACGGGAAAAUCGCUUAAAUGUAUCUGGAAUGUCAUGAAAACACUAAUGCAGACUUUAUUCUAAAACAACUUUUAGCCAAAAAAUAAUUAAGGGAGUGAAAAAAUCAACGUUUUAUGUACGAUUGAAAUCAUUCGAGAUUCUAUUACAUGAUAUCACUAGUGGUUUUCGAAUAAUGUCUUUGAAUUACUGCUGCACAUGGGCGGACAUUAACUUAACUUAAAUAAUUAUCAAUAUCAAAAAUAAAAAAGUCGAAUAAUUAUUCGAGGACGGAAAAAUUGUGCAUCACAGAUACGUAAUACGUAUAACAUCAAUGAUUCUAAAUAUUUUCACGAUAUGGCCUACUCUUUCAAUAUAAUACAUCAUAAUUGUAUGGUAAAUUAAAAA
Molecule: messenger RNA, 2858 nt
Organism: Planococcus citri (citrus mealybug)
Lineage: Eukaryota; Metazoa; Arthropoda; Insecta; Hemiptera; Pseudococcidae
Product: glycine receptor subunit alphaZ1-like
Exons: 7
Coding region: 438-1808 (456 amino acids)
Biological process (GO): chloride transmembrane transport; chemical synaptic transmission; signal transduction
Cellular component (GO): plasma membrane; neuron projection; synapse
Molecular function (GO): excitatory extracellular ligand-gated monoatomic ion channel activity; chloride channel activity; transmembrane signaling receptor activity
Source: RefSeq, a predicted model, not a curated record